Centropristis striata (black sea bass) is the source of this 2836-nucleotide messenger RNA. It is a transcript of the gene avl9, whose product is annotated as AVL9 homolog (S. cerevisiase). Bases 194 to 2104 code for a protein of 636 amino acids. The record is from RefSeq and is a predicted model, not a curated record. The transcript is spliced from 16 exons. Lineage: Eukaryota; Metazoa; Chordata; Actinopteri; Perciformes; Serranidae. Gene Ontology annotation, cellular component: cytoplasm.
GCUCCUCUUGGCUCUGUGGGACGAAGCGGAAGAGAAACUCGUCUCUGGUUGUGUUGUUGCUGCUGUCCGCCUGUCUGCCUGUCCGCCUGUCUAUCUGCUGCUGCUGCAGGGGGACGAAGAAGACAAAUCAGCUCUACUGGCUGAGUUUACCUCCAGCCCCCGAGUUAAAACAACCCAGAACUACCCGGGGGGGAUGGAGUCUCACGGCAGGGACGACCCGAAGGGCCCGGUGCUGCACAUCGUGGUGGUUGGAUUUCACCACAAAAAGGGCUGUCAGGUGGAGUUCUCCUACCCGCCGCUGUUACCAGACGAAGGUCACGACAGUAACCUGCUGCCGGAGGAGUGGAAGUACCUCCCUUUCCUGGCUCUGCCCGACGGGGCACACAACUACCAGGAAGACACUGUGUAUUUCCACCUGCCGCCCCUGAGUGAAGACAUGAAAUGCGUCUACGGAGUUUCCUGUUAUCGCCAAAUAGAAGCAAAGGCCCUGAAGGUCCGACAGGCUGACGUCACCAGAGAGACGGUUCAGAAGAGCGUCUGUGUCCUCAGUCGAGUGCCUCUCUACGGUCUGCUGCAGGCGAAGCUGCAGCUCAUCACACACGCCUACUUUGAGGAGAAAGACUUUUCUCAGAUCUCCAUUUUAAAGGAACUCUACGACCACAUGAACGGCUCCCUGAGGGGCUCCGCUCUGGAGGGCUCGCAGGUUUUUCUAGGGUUAUCGCCAAGAGAUUUAAUACUGCACUUUCGACACAAGGUUCUCAUCCUCUUCAAGCUCAUUCUGCUGGAGAAGAAGGUCCUCUUCUACGUGGCUCCUGUCAACAGACUCGUCGGAGCGCUGAUGACAGUUUUAUCGCUGUUCCCAGGCAUGAUCGAGCACGGCCUGGUGGACUCGUCCCACUACCGGCCAAAGAGCAGCCUGUCUGAGGACCCCGGCCUGGUGGAGAGCGUCUCGGGGGCCGAGGAGUUCGUCUCCCUGUCCGUCACCGACAUCACCAACAUCACCAACACCACGCUGGAGCUGGACGAGACGGCCCAGCCCGCCGCAGAGUCCCUGUCCUCCGGGAACAGCACGGAGGGAGACAACCACCUCCUCAAGCCCCCGUCACGCACCUCCCCGGAGUCCUCGGAGAGCGACUGGGAGACUCUGGACCCCAGCGUGUUGGAGGAAACCGCUCCCAAAGAGGCAGCGGCGGCGGAGGGGAAGGACGAGGAGCUCCUGGACGCCUUCGACUCCAAGCCGGGGACGCCCAUCACCGUGCAGCCGCAGUCCGCCAGCGGGCAGGGAGGGGUGGUCCAGGGCUUGGUGUCCGGUCUGGAGGAGGACCAGUACGGCCUGCCGCUCCCCAUCUUCACCAAGGGUUACCUGUGUCUGCCCUACAUGGCGCUGCAGCAGCAUCACCUCCUGUCCGACGUGACGGUGCGCGGCUUCGUUGCCGGAGCGACCAACAUCCUAUUCCGCCAGCAGAGGCACCUCAGUGACGCCAUCGUGGAGGUGGAGGAAGCUUUGAUCCACAUCCAGGACCCGGAGCUCCGGAAGACCCUGAACCUGACGACGGCGGACCUGCGAUUCGCCGAUUACCUGGUGAAACACGUGACGGAGAACCGGGACGACGUGUUCCUGGACGGGACGGGCUGGGAGGGCGGAGACGAGUGGAUCAGAGCCCAGUUCACCCUCUACCUCCACUCCUUACUGUCCUCCGCACUACAGCAAGAUAACGAGAGGCUGCUGGCUGAUUACGGCGCUCCGUUCGUCUCCGCCUGGAAGAUCUCCCACAACUACCGGGUGUGGUUCAGCAACAAGCACCCCGCUAUGGCCGCCAUCACCGCCGGACACCCGUUCCAGGGCCAGUACAGUGUUGCUGAUGUGAAGCUACGACUCUCACACUCGGUACAGAACAGCGAGAGAGGGAAGAAGCUUGGAAACGCCAUGAUGACCACCAGUCGCAGUGUGGUGCAGACGGGGAAGGCAGUUGGUCAGUCCGUGGGCGGAGCUUUGACCAGCGCCAAGUCGGCCAUGUCCUCCUGGUUCUCCACGCUGGCUCAGCCUCCAGCUGUGACCACCCCUCCGGAGUACCCGGAGUCCGCCACCGAGGUCCAACCCUGAAACAAAACCCAGCAGUCCUCCGUCUCUGACUCUGUCCUCGUCCUCUGACCUUCUGGCUGCUGAAGCCUGAGGGUCAGUGGACCGAGAGCUGCUUGUAUGAAGGAGAAAAGUCUUUUAAAAAAUCGGGUUUGCCUGAACCAGUCUCAUCAGUCUCAUGUUUGGUGACUCCGGGGCCGUGCGACGCCACUCUGGACAGGAAGGCAGCACUGCCAUUAUACUAACUGUACAGCCCAUAUCCACUGUGAGGCAGAGACUGCCACUGCUUUUGAUCAAAAACCCAGAAACGUCUGCAGGCUGCAUCAUAUCUGAUUGCCUGGUUGUAUUGCUGGAUGCUUUCUUUCCCCUGUGAGACACUAAAGAUGCUGUCGUUGGGUUUGCGGUGUUCACUCUUUUGCUGCAUAUUUCUAGUUUGUCUAUAUAGCUACGACUAUUUUGCUGACAGAUAAAUUACGUUAAAACUUUAAAAAAAUAAAAAUAAAUAGGUGUCACAGGAUUUGACAGAAGAGCAGGAGCUGUGGGGCACCUUAAAUAUUUUUAACGGUUUAGAUUUUGAAAUUCAGUCUGGCUCAUGUUCCGUGAUGUCUCUGUAAUAACAUUGUGAUUGUUGUGGUAACAACAUGAAUUCCUACGUAAAAAUACAUAAAAUACCACUCAUUUAUUUUAAUUAAUUAAAUUGUUAAUUGUUGAUUAUUUAACAGUGAAAUGAAAACAAAUUGUCCACUACUAUUUAUG